Ectocarpus sp. CCAP 1310/34 is the source of this 2684-nucleotide messenger RNA. Lineage: Eukaryota; Phaeophyceae; Ectocarpales; Ectocarpaceae. The record is from the annotation of a GenBank genome assembly.
AUGUUUAGGUCGGAAAGCCUCGACCCCAGCGGGUUCGAGCAACUCUGCAAGAACUAUGCUGUCGAGAAAAUUCACGGAAAGUUCCUUCAGGACGAGGUAUACCACGGGAAAGCCAAGGCCGGUGACUCCGGGGGAACGGCCCGAGCUAAGGUGGAGAGCAAUCGACGGCUGUUGGCUAUGUUUGAGGGUCCACUGGGCUUGAUUCGUCUCGCCGACGACGAGUGCCUCUGCCCAGAAGGAAACGGCCAGUCUUUCGUGAACAAGCUCCUUCUCGCAGCUACGGAAGAAGGGACAGGGCAAGAUUCACGGGGCGAUCGUGGCGGUUGUAGGGGUUGCUCUCGCUUGGUCUACUUGGGAGACGGAGACGAAGACUGCCGCUGUCGGGGUAGUGCGGUCACCGGAGGCAGAAACAGCGCGUGGCCGGCGUGCAUCGACCCGAACAAGUCUGGGAACAGGCUAACAAACUCCUGUUUUCACAUCAAGCACUUUGGAGGACCGGUGCGAUACACCGCGGCCGACCUCUUGGAGAAAAACAAGGGCGGGGUCGGGCAGGUUUUGCUUGAUCUUCUUGACGAUGUGUGCACCAACGACUUGGUUGGCAAGGGGUCGAGGAGUAGCCGCUACAGGGAUGGGCGCCGGGCCAGCACGGUGGAUGGCGCCGCCGACCAUCGGAGGCAAAACUUGCACCAGCGUAGGCUCAACGAGUCCGUCCUGUCGCAGCACCGACGCCAGCUCACGGAAUUAUUGCGCGAAAUCGAGGACACCAAGGUUCGUCACAUUGUCUGCAUCAAGCCAAAUGAUCAGCUUUCUCCCAGCUUCCUCGACGGCCGAAACCUCCUUCGACAGCUGUGCUCGGCGGGAGUAGCAGCAGCAGCAGAAAGAAGCAUCCUCUCGUUGCCAUCCGGCCGAAGGGUGGACAAAGAAGCGUUCUUCAACGACUUCAGGGUUGUCCCGGGGGCGAUACAGAGGUACCGUGCGUGGGAGAAGGAAGCGAGCAAGAAAGCGAGCCAGAUGGAACUGCAGGCACUCCAGGAGCGGGAAAAGCAACAACAUUGGCAGGAACACCGCUUGCAAUCCGUCACCGUGCUGCAAGAGACCCCGUGCAGGCCGGCGGUCUUCGAUUCCUCACAUGCGAACGUCGUUCGAGAGACAAAGAGGGCGCAAGAGGCAGCACAGGCCGCCACCGCGGGACAUGACAGAGCGUGGAGAUUGCAUUGCCAAGCGCUGGAGAAGGAAGCCAGGCUAGAGGCAGGGACAGCUGCGGCGGAGAGAAAUAUGCUGGAUGAUACCAACAGGAUGAACUGCACACCACCGCCGGUAGUUCAAGCCUGGCCAAUAGAUGACGAUGUCAACGAAGAACGGCUUGAAGAGACGGCCGCAACGGAAACCGCGCACCGCCAUCGAGGUGCCUUGCCCAUGUGCUCGCCGAUACCGGAUCGAUCGGAGGUUGAGCGGGCUGGGGCAGGGGCCUCUAGCGGUAGUGCUAGUGCCCACGUGGCCAAACGAGUUGUCCCGCGACUCGCCGGUCUCGCGGACUACGCUAUGCGGGCGUUUCUCACCGAACCGGUGCCCAAGAAGUACGGGGCGAUCCGGUGUCGCGUCGAGCGGAAAGAAGGUGGUGGGUGGAACCCCAUGGCGUCAUCGGUCUACGGCAUGCAUCACAUAGAGGGUGGCAUGGUGUUCAUGAUGUCGGCGACACGACAACCUUUGAGCCGCACCGCAAAUUACUACAUCAGCGCGAGCCCCUACUUGGAAACGACCAAAGACACGAUAGACUACAUGGGGAAAUUGCGUGCACGCGAUGGUAGCGGCCGCGCCUACGUUCUGUAUGAUGACGGAGUUUCUCCCAGGAGGUCAUCGAAAGAUCGUCGGCGGGGAUUAUUCUCAAGAAAGGAACUGGCAAAGGUGGUCUUCUCCGCUACACAAGACGCGGCGGAUGGCCCGCGUUCGAUGGAGGCUUUUGUUCCUAGUCCCGCGGAACGGUAUCAAGUGGGCGACGUUGAAACAUACAACCACCCUUGGGACGACGUAAUUCAUCUUCGCGAUCGUAAGCCGCGCUACGACCGACAUGUGGGCGCGUACGUCCUCGACUUCCCCAACUCGACGUCGAAGCUUUCCAUCAAAAACGUCCAACUGGUGGUAGCCGACGACCACGCUCGAGGGUAUAUCGGCGGGGACAACAAUAAAAGAAAUGUUGUUUGGGAGGAUCGUGGCUCCAGGAACAUUUCCCGGCGACGUACGUGGGACGUAGAUGGGGGCGAACAACGGGGCAAGUGGUGGGCACAAGAUACCAUGUUACUGUCUUUCGGAAAGUCUGGCAUGGACGAGUUUGCCCUGGAUUUUAGGUAUCCCCUGUCCCCCAUGCAGGCGUUUGGCAUGGCCUUGGCGGCACUGGACACGAGCGUGUGAUGCAAACUUGGAUGCGAUGUGCUACAUGCACACAUGGCGUGCCGUGGCAUGUGCUGCGUGUACGUACGGUGGAAUAAUCAAUAUGCCCAGUGGCCAGGAGGAGCCGACGUGCAUAUACUCGAAGGCACCUGCAUAUACUAGUCAACGUGUCCCCUGGGUUGUUGCUUCUUUUUUCGGUAAAUGUCAGUAAUUGUGGCCAUGUUUGCUUGUACCAAUACGGGUGUCUCCCGACUUCUUGAGCACUUGGCAAACCAGGCAAAUAAAAUCGACGUAUG